AUUAGUGAUUGUCAGUGUCAGUGUCACAUGGUAUUGUUGAAGAUCGAAGUGUUUAUAGAAUGUUGUGUAGUACCAGCUUAUUUAUGAAAUAUUACAAUUUUGUUGUGUUUUGCAAUAUGCAUUGGUACACUUAUCAUAAAAUGAAGUCUUAAUACAGCCAUGGCGCUUUCGUCUACCGAUAAAGUACAAGAAUUUUAUGUGUGCAAUGUAAUAAUUCCGGUAAUUGUUUUUGCACUGAUUGCAAUUGUGUCAAUCCUAUUUAAAAGCAUCAUCUGGGUAUUUAUUGUUUGUUGUUUAUAUGUCACAACUACUUUCUAUGGACUCUAUAUAUUACAAUAUGUUAGUGUGCUACUGGUUAAUUUAAAUGUGAUAAGCGGUACAUUUAAUCAAAAAUCUGAAGUUAAAGAUCCAUGUAGUGUUUGCAACAACAAUAAUUGCAGAAGACAUAAGUUGUGUCCACAUUCGACUAAAGUGAAAAUACCACAGGAUUUUGACCACGCUUUGGAACAAUUUUUUGAAGAUUUAUUACAACAAUAUGUUUGCACGUGGUAUUCCAGUUUUUCAACAAACUAUGCUUUCGUGUAUCAGCUUCGGUUAGCUACAACAACAGCAACAAAAAAUAUCGCAGACCGUUUGUUACGUACAGAUGUAGCUAAUAUCAUACUUUGUCGAUUAAUUCCAUUGAUAUUACAAAAUGCUCAAGAUUUGAAAAUAUUAAAUAAAAAGAUACAAAAUACUUCUGAUGGAUCUGAUUUUCGGAAACAUAUGAUUAAUUACUUUGGCUACGAUAUUCAUCCAGCAGCUUAUUCGCGCGAAGCUGAGCUAAAUUAUCUGAGAGGAUUGGUCACUGCUAUUGUACCACAUUUACUUCCUGCUGUACAUGUAUCUACUAAUAACAAGGUUCUCCUACGAGAAAUUCUGGCAAAUUGGAUUCUCUUGCCUGCGCUGGAUGCAAUAGCUGAUCCAGAAAAUAUAAAUGCAUUAGUAAUGUUAUUGACUCACCACGACGGUACAUUUUCUAAUCAGGCAGAUGCAGCUAAUGUACAGAUGUUGCAAUGUUGGGUGAGAAAUCCAUUAACAUCAAACAUUACGAAUAAUCAACUGAAGCCUUCUUUGGACGAAGUUUUGAAUAAUCCUCGAUUAUUGUACAUGUUUAUACAACAUGUGAAAGAUUUUGGGCCUAUAAAUCUCUUACAGUUUUGCCUGGAUAUUGACGAUCUCAGUAAGCGUAUGUUAAAUCCAGACAUGAGUGAAAACGCUGAAAGUAGUUUGUACACUGAUAUUCAAAAUAUGUAUUCAACGUAUCUCGAUCCUAAUGGUCCAGAGUAUCUAAAUUUACCGGAAGAUAUUUCGAUAGGCAUAGGAGAAAUUCUUGAAAGAGGUUCGAAGAAGAUUGACGAGUUGAGGACGUCACGACCGUUUUAUCAAGCACAUCAAGAAGCUCACGCAUUAUUAGAAUCUACUUGUCUGCCACCAUUCCAUCACAGUUAUUCGUUAUACGCUUUGUUAUGCGGACAACAAGCACCGACUCGUAUUAAGCAACCGCUCCGUACAAACAUAGCUAGUGGAACUACAAACGUAUCUAUAAAAUUUGGUAAUCAUUUCCCAAAGUUUGAUGGUGUUUUACGCGAAUCGACAAUUGACGGGAUGCCAUUCGAAGAGAUAUAUCAAGGCGAAGAAAUAGAUUAUUCGUUACGUUCGUACAGUGAAAUCAAAUAUGCAGAUGACAGCUUUCACCGAGAUUUAACAACGUGGCGAGUCAGUAUUCCACAUGUCGAUUCUGGAGAUAAUCAACCUCUCUAUAUGAUUGCGGUGUAUAAUGCAGCUGAAGAAAAAUCUUGGACUGUCUUACGUCGAGAUCAAGAUUUCUAUGCUUUACGCACGCGAUUAGCUGAAUUUCAUGGCGACAAAGAGUUGAGCGAUUCGCCGUUGCCUUCGCGAAAAAAUCCACAUACUUCUUGCGUUAUUAAUAAACAACGGUACGAAGAAUUUCUAGAGAAAUUACUUUCAAAACCAGUGCUCAGGAGCAGCGAGCUUUUAUAUACUUUCUUGACCAUGCCAAACUUGAAACCGUACUUUCCAAAUUACACACCAGAUAUUGGUAUAUUAUAUCAAAAUAUGGCCUACAAAUUACGAAAAGAGAAAGGUCAAAAUCUGGAUAAAUUUAUGACUAUCUUUCUGUCCUCUACUAACAUCAAGAGCGACUAUGCAGAUAUCGGAAUUGAAGUAUCCAACGAAACAAACGACAUGGAAAUAAAGAAAAGAGGACACCAUGAUCUUGUGUCUGGUAUAUUUGGCGAUAAUCUUAAUUUGGAUCCUAAUUUCCAGACAUUAUCUCCGUCAUCGUUAAAUCGUUCUCACGUGAAGGGUGCCAGUUUUUGUAUUGCAGAUGCAGUGGACAGACUAUUGAACAUACCUCCAAUAGUAACACGAGUGUUCUGGAUGUUUGCUUCCUCAACCCACGCAAAAGUGGAUCCAUUCGUCAACAUUGUUCUUUACAACGCUUUAGUGAAAGUCCUAAGUAGCGGUCGUGCGGCUACCGUAGUCAAACUUUUACAUGCAAAAGUUCUAGGCGAGGAACGUCGAAUGAAGGCGUCAACUUUCCAAGGAUAUCGCCGAAAUUAUUAUGAAAGCGCCAAAAAAGGAUUAUAUAAUUUGCUGCCUUAUUGGCUGAUAGGACUUUAUAGGCCAUGGACCGAACUAAUGGAUUCCCUUUUGGAUUCUUUGCAGAAUGCAACAGUCAAUAAACAUCUCGCGUACAUUCUUUUAGAUCAUAUCUUGAUAAGUUUAUUUCCUGAACUUAUACUUUGAUUUUAUUCAAAUAAAAUCUUGCCUAUUUCUCAUGAAA
Molecule: messenger RNA, 2848 nt
Organism: Hylaeus anthracinus
Lineage: Eukaryota; Metazoa; Arthropoda; Insecta; Hymenoptera; Colletidae
Product: sorting nexin-14-like
Exons: 9
Coding region: 160-2811 (883 amino acids)
Biological process (GO): autophagosome maturation
Cellular component (GO): late endosome
Molecular function (GO): phosphatidylinositol binding
Source: RefSeq, a predicted model, not a curated record